Messenger RNA from Poeciliopsis prolifica (blackstripe livebearer), 5720 nucleotides. It is a transcript of the gene tmem102, whose product is annotated as transmembrane protein 102. NCBI's taxonomy places the organism in Eukaryota, Metazoa, Chordata, Actinopteri, Cyprinodontiformes, Poeciliidae. The coding region runs from base 346 to 1893 and encodes 515 amino acids. The transcript has 6 exons. The record is from RefSeq and is a predicted model, not a curated record.
GCUAAACCUGAACUCUGCAUUUUAUCUUCUCCACAGGGACGCAGAUCCGUUUUCAGUCAUAACUCUGACCCGUGUGUGCGUGUGUGUGUGUGUGUGUGUGUGCGUGCGUGUUUUUCUCCACUCCAUUCCACCACCCAUGCUGGCUAAUCCCUGGAUCCUUUGAGUAGGACCAUGAUUUGUGGGACGGUGUUGCCAGGGGGAAGGUGGUAGCGGUGGUGGCGCUCGGAUCCUGUUGGAAAUGACAGCUGAGGAAGGCGGAUUGGAGCUCGGGGACCAGAAAAGCAGCAGAGGCAGGAGAUAGCGAAGAAAGUGCCGCACUUCGCCGUUUUCAAAGGGGUUGCUGAGAUGGAGUCGCUGAUGAACGCGGUGACGCCGCGCUCGCCGGCCCCCGUUAAGAAGCUGUCCGAGGUGGACUUCCGCUCAGGGGCCUCGCUGGAGCAGCUGUCGGCCCAGGUGUCAGAGCUGGUGCUGCUGGAGCAGGGGGAGUUUGGAGACCAGACUGCCUUAGAGGUCCACACUGCCAAGGACUUCAUCUUCAACAUGCUCGGUUUGGUCCAGAAGGUCGACCAGCGCCUCCCGGUGGCCAACGAGUACCUGCUGCUGUCCGGCGGCGCCCGGGAAGGCGUCCUGGACCUGAACCCGGAGGACCUGGGCGAGUACGCCAAGGGGGCCGACUUCGACCUGGACUUCACCCUGCUGGUUCCCGCCCUGAAGCUGCACGACCGCAACCAGCCGGUGACGUUGGACAUGAGGCGCUCGCCGCCGUGCCACUCCUGGCUCAGCCUGCGCCUCUGCGACUCCAACGUCCUGUCGCGCUGGAGCGUCUGCUGCCAGGAGGAGAGCGGGCUCCCCGCCGAGGAAGACGAGGAGGAGGAGGAGAUGGGUAAAGGCUCCAUCCCGUCGCUGGGCUCCCCUCAGUCCCUGGACGGCUGCUACUUCUCGCCCAGCCUGGUGGCGGACUGGUUCUGGGGGGUGGUGAGCGAGGCUGUGGAGGAGCUGAGGCGCAGCCCGCAGAGAGGCAUCCCGACCCCGGAGCGGCUGGAGAGGAACGGACCCCUGACCACCAUCAUCCUCCAGGCGGGCUCCAGCAGGGUUCUGUACGACCUGCUGCCGGUGGUUUCGUUCCGGGGCUGGCCGGCCGUGGCCCAGGGCUGGCUGACGGCCAACCACUUCUGGGACGGGAAGAUCACGGAGGAGGAGGCCAUCUCCGGGUUCUACCUGCUGCCCUGCUGCUCCCCGCUGGGCGGCCGGCCCGACCGCGAGUGGAGGCUGGCCUUCUCCCGCAGCGAGGUCCAGCUCAAGAAGUGCAUCCCAUUCCCGAUGGCGCAGGCCUUCCAGGCGGCCAAGGCGGUUCUGUCCCGCAUCCUGGCCCGGCCUCGAUCCGGCCUCAGCCUCUACCACCUGCGCACGCUCCUGUUCUGGGCCUGCGACCGGCUCCCAUCCGCCUACCUGUCCUGCCCCGAACCCGACGCCCCCGGCCGCCUCCUCCUGGGUCUGCUGGAUGACCUGGCGCACUGUAUCCUGGGUAAGAACUGCCCCAACUACUUCCUGCCACAAUGCAACAUGCUGGAGCACCUGAGCGACGGCCAGGCGCUGCUGGUGGCCAGGAAGCUGGCCCACGUGCGCUCGGAUCCCAGCGAACACCUGCGGGCCGCCGUGGACCAGGCGCAGCAGGCCGGCCAGCUGAAGAAGGAGCUGGCGGGCGGCGCCGCCAACGGACACGGUUCGCCGGGACUCCACCCGGCCAACGGCAUCAUCUCGCCGUCGGAGGACAAGCUGGCGCAGCGGCUGCAGCAGCUGGUGACGGAGAACCCCGGGAAGUCCAUCUCGGUCUUCCUGAACCCCGACGACGUGUCGCGGCCGCACUUCCGCAUCGACGACAAGUUCUACUGAGAGUCUGGAACCGGACCCUGCUGCUCCGUUAAGGCAGUAUGUCACUUUUAUAAAAAUAAUUGUUAAAACCGUCAUCAUGUUGUGACAGUUUCUGAGACAAAUAGUCAAGAUUGUUUCAGCGCAAACAAGAAACAACCAAUUAGAGCCAGGAGGCGGGUCUUAGUGCUGUCAAUCAACCUUGUGUCCACUCUCUGCUACAAUACAGCCCAUUGUGAAUGCUAAAGCUAGAAUUAUGAUGUCACUCUAAACAAAACUGGUUAAAACUGAAGAGAAAAAGAAACAGAAAUUAUUCACAUUGUUUUAAUUAUGUGAUUUAUUUCAACAAGUCCAUCGAUUUCGGCAGAUAAACGGUUUUCCUGAGUUGUUUUUCCGCCAUUUGCACAGUUUGGAGCGCAUUCAUGAGGAUGAUUGACAGCGCUAAGGCUCUCCUGGCUCUGAUUGGCUGUAUUUGUUCUUGAGCAUUUCUUCAAAUUAUUGGUCUCUCACAGAACAGUGACAGUUUUAACAAAUAUGUAAAAAAAACAAAAAAAAUGUAAAUAAAAGUUCCACACUCCAACUUUAAGUCUUAAAACCAAAACAUUUCCUCCUGAAAACAGGCGUCCAGUUAAUCUGCUGUUGCCACGGCGACGGUUGUCUCCUAACGAGCUGGCCUUAAGGAGACCAAACAGCUGUAGCCUGGACGUGAAAACGCCUCUGUUGGUUGUUUGUUUUUGAUUGUUUGUUGGUUUUGUUUAUUUUUUAAGCGAGAACCAGAGACUGUGUGUUCAUGUCUGCCUUAGGGGGUCCGAACACGGCGAACCCGCCACAGAACCCUCCCGACUCGCUCCGUUUCGUUUCACAUCGCAGCGGCCGACGGAUGAGUCAGAAGAAAACGAGCUGAUGAAACGGAUUGUAACUGCAAAGUCUGCGAGUUAAGAGUCUCUUGGGUUGUUUUUUUUUUUCUACUUUUCUGUUAUUUUACACUCGGUUUGUGCGACGGUUUCUUUGACUUCUCUCAGGUAUGCACAAGGUUUCCUGUUUUUCUUUCCUUUUUUUAAAGCCUCUAAUGACGCUUCGCGUCUUCCAAAGAGCCGCAAAUGAAUUGGUCUCACAAAGCAGAAGGGCUGCAAUCAGGAUAUAAAGGUAGAUUUUUCUACUUCACAGUAAAUUUAGUGAGUUCAUCUCUGAGGAAUCAGCAGAACAAAUCGACUUCCUCCAAAGACGAAUGAACACUCCUUUCAUUUCAGGUUUAUUUUGAUUCCAGGCGAUUAGCUUUUUAUUGUUUUGAUCAGUUUAAGCUGCUCAGCAGAGAAACUUUAUCUAAAAAUAUGAUCUAUUAGCUCUAAAAUGUACAACAUCAUAUUGGGAUAGAUAAAAAAUAUUAAUAACAGUUUUGCCAAAAAACUCAAUAGAUACAGCUCAAACUUUCUAGGAAAAACAAUUACAUUUCUGAUUGUGAAAAGUUUAAAAUUUGCUAAGAAAAACUGAAAUUUUAAAAUUAAUUUCUGUUUUUAAGAAAAAAAAAAGUACUCGCUUGCAAAGUCAAAAACUUGUUAGAAAAUGUGGAAAUUUCUGAGUUUCCAAGAUUUGGGUGUUUGGCUUUUUUCCGGAAUUUAAUCUAAAUUCUGAAGGUUUUUUUUCACAAUUCUGAUUUUUUUCUUAUGAGAUUAAAAUCAGGAUUCCAGCUUUAAAUACGCAAAUCACCGUUUUCUCAGAAUUUUGACUUUUUGUUUUCUAAUUCUGACUUAACGUUUCUGAGAUUUGAGUCAAACUUUAAUCUCAUAGAUCAGAUUUUUUUGUUGUCAGUAUUAACUUUUUUUCUGAAAUUGAUCAAAUAUUAUAUCAAUGAAAUAAAAAGUAAUGGUACACUAAUUUAAUCCACCACUGAUGCAGAACAGGCUCUGGUACGCUACAGAACUCUGUGCAUAAGUUUUAAUCCGCUUUACAUUUCUUCAUAUAUUUGCUUCCAGGUAUCAAAUUAUUUUAACAGCUAUUUUCUUACAGUUUAAUUUUUCUUUGAGCUUUGGCAGCUUACUUUAAAUCCUGACUGAAUGGAGUUUCCCACAAAGUGCCCAGUUUCUGCUCACAUCUCGGUGUUUUUGACGCAUCUGUUCGCUUCACGUUGGACAAACUUUGCUUCUUUUUGAGACUCGACGGAUUCGGAUAAUCGUCCCGUGUCUCCUCCGCUUGGUUGGUCUCUCUUAAUGAGCGUCAUGCGUCUUGUAAACGAGCGGAUGUGUCUCCCAGAUGCUGCGCGGUGAAUCAUUUCCCCCUCAGUGCGUUCAUGCCGGUCGGACAGAGACAUUCAUACCUUCUUCUGGAAAAACAAACCUUUUUUUUUUUAAAGCAAAAACGCCUUUUUUUCCCUCUGUUUUAUUUUCUAAUAAAGAAAUCUCUUAAAUCUGCCAGGCGCUCUGCUUAUGCUGCUGCAGAGGAAUUAAUUUAACCGUUUUUUACUCUGUAAAUGACUCUUGAUCAGUUUGACUCAGUUUUAAAUGCUAACUCUGAACCAGUGGCAGAGCAGGGUACGAUGGCUGAAGUGUCCGCAUGACGGUGGUCGUUUAUUUGUUUUCGGUGAAUGUUCCCUCACUGGACUUUAUUUGUAGCAUCUACUAACACAGAUGUGAGUACUACUGAAUUAUACAGUUUUUUUAACGGUAACUGAAGCGGAUGUAAACCAAAGCGUGACGUUGACGCGGUACAGAAUGUUUUCAGCACUUUUGCCCCCUGAAAAAACAUAAAAAAUAUUCAGAUUAAUGAAAUGACUAAUGAAAGGAUUCAUUAAAAAAAAAAAAGGUUUACGUGUUGGGUUGGAGAUCAGACACUGGAAAUGAUUGUUUAUUGUUGCUUGAUUUGUACGCUUAAAGUCUCUGAGGUGUUUGAAAUGGUGUAAAUGCAGAUAUGCAAUCAGGUGGAGACGCCGGUCGUUUACAGACCCGCUGGAGCAGAGCGGGAAUUUACUGCUGUAAAUAAAAAUUAAAGGAGCGGAGAGGCCGAUUUAUGUUCCGGUGAGCUGUUGCACGGCAUUGCAGAAAGAGGAAAAAGAGGAACAAAUUUCUGCUAAAGUUUUCCAGAAAGAGAUUGAAAAGACAGAAAUUUGCUGAAAUAAACUUAGAAAAUUUGGAGAACAAUUUCUAGAAAUUGUUUUGAAACUUACGAGUUUAAAAGAACUCAAAUUUUGAGAUCAAUUUAACUUUUGUUUUUCAGUUUAAAGAGUCAAACAUAAUCUAAUUUUCUGAAUUUGAAAAGUUAAGUUUGCCUGAAUAAAUUGAGAAAUAUUUUGAUUAAUCUCUGACAUUUUCUAGAAACAACCCAGGAGUUUGAAGUUAAUGUGGUAGAAAAAACUCAAACUUCAAAAUUCAGAUCAAUUUUCUAGAAAAAACUUUUUAGAGAAAUUAGGGAAAUUUCUGAGUUUCAACUCAGGUUUUUUUUUUCUUGAAAAUGUGAAAUGAAUCUCCAAAUUUGUUUUUUCUACAAAAAGACAGGUUUGUUUUCUGCAUAAAUAUAAACUUCCUUUUUUUUUUUCUUUCUAAUCCGCCGUUGUAGAGUCACGGUUAUCAUGAAACUCGCUCCAUGUAUCUUAAAGACCGGUUGAUGAAUCUGGGUUCGUAGCAAACUGAAUGUAUCCGUCAUUUCUCUGUUUUUUAAGAACAUCUGGACUCAGUCGCUCUGCUGUGUGGAAACCCAGCUCCACAUCUGUCCUCAUCCUGCUGGGUUCCUCCUCCUGUUUUUUGUAAAAACUGUUGCCUGAUGAUUCUUUUGCUAUCUUUGUUACUGCUCUUUGUUUCCCGGGGGUUUAUAUUGAUUGAUGUGUGAGCUUUAGCAUGAAAUAAAUCACUAUAUUUAAA